AUGUCGACGGCACCGCCCAACCCUCUCUUGAAGCCAGUCAAGCUGGCCCUGAUCCAGCUCAAAACGGGCAGCGACAAAACCGCGAACCUCACUCGUGCCUCGGAAAAAGUCGCCCAGGCCGCAAAGGCGGGCGCCAACAUCGUGGUCCUGCCGGAAUGCUUCAACUCGCCGUACGGUUGCGAGCACUUCCCCAAGUACGCCGAGGCACUGCCAUCACUCGAGACGGCGGCGAGCGCGAGCGCACGGAGCGAAUCGCAGAGCUACAACCACCUCUCGGCGCUGUCGAAGGAGCACUCGAUCCACCUGAUCGCGGGCUCGAUCCCCGAGCUGGAGCCGGCGACCGAGAAGCUGUACAACACCUCGCUGAUCUUCUCCCCAACCGGCGCGCUGCUCGCAAAGCACAGGAAGGUCCACCUAUUCGAUAUCGACAUCCCGGGCAAAAUCACUUUCCGCGAGUCGGAGGUGCUGACCGCGGGCGACGCGCUGACGCUCGUCGAAACCCCCUACGGAAAGGUCGGUGUUGGCAUCUGCUACGACGUGCGCUUUCCCGAGAUGGCAAUGAUCGCGGCGAGGAGGGGCGCGUUCGCCAUGGUUUACCCCGGCGCGUUCAAUAUGACCACCGGGCCGCUGCAUUGGGAGUUAUUGGCUAGGGCGAGGGCCGUCGAUAAUCAGGUGUGGGUUGCGAUGUGCUCGCCGGCCAGGGAGCUGGAAGGAACGGGAUAUGUGGCGUGGGGCGAGAGUAUGGUUGUUGACCCGAACGGAUUGGUCAUGGAGAAGGCGGGGCCCGGGGAGGAGACGGUGAUGGUCGAGUUGAUGCCCGAGAGGAUCGCGGAGGUGAGGAGCGGGAUCCCGGUCGGGACGCAGAGGAGGUUCGAUGUUUACACGGACGUUUCGGGGAUGGCGAACAAGGCCGUGUAG
Messenger RNA from Tricharina praecox, 918 nucleotides. Its product is annotated as carbon-nitrogen hydrolase. The record is from RefSeq and is a predicted model, not a curated record. Gene Ontology annotation, molecular function: omega-amidase activity. Lineage: Eukaryota; Fungi; Ascomycota; Pezizomycetes; Pezizales; Pyronemataceae. The coding region runs from base 1 to 918 and encodes 305 amino acids. Gene Ontology annotation, cellular component: mitochondrion. Gene Ontology annotation, biological process: oxaloacetate metabolic process; L-glutamine metabolic process. The transcript is spliced from 2 exons.